Molecule: messenger RNA, 240 nt
Organism: Macrosiphum euphorbiae (potato aphid)
Lineage: Eukaryota; Metazoa; Arthropoda; Insecta; Hemiptera; Aphididae
Source: the annotation of a GenBank genome assembly
AUGGAUUAUUUUUCGAUCGUCUUCAACGACGACGGCGGCGGCGAUGAUAAUAAUAAUAACAGUACAGCCGAACAAAAUAACGAACGAGGAGUGAACUGCAGUGGCAGCUGCUGCAGCAGGAUGCGCGUCUAUCGUUCCCUCGGCGAGAAAGCAUUCGCCCAGGAAGUAGGAAUAUGUAUUUGUCCUGGACGUGCCACGACGUCGAUCGAGGGAGAUUUAUCAUAUAUAUGCUCAGUGUGA